GCCCCUGCCGCCCUGCCCGCCCGCUCGCUGCCGCCUGGGGAAAGGCCGCGGUCAGCCCUGGCCUGCGAGGAGUAACCUCCUUCCUCGUGUUCUCCUGGCGCUGGCGUAGUACUGGGGCUUAUGUCGGGGAGAGGGGGAGAUGCCUGUCUAACCUCUGUGUGAUGUUAUUUCGAUCCUGCUUUUGUUCUUCUCCUUCCCACGGCUGAAUAUUUACCAGAAAUCACCAAUGACUCAGUUUGUCCUGUAGAUGCCAAGGAAGAACUCUUGAAUGAAUGUGAGAGUAUUUGGCAGAAGAUGGAAGAGUGCCAGAGCAAGCUAAAGGUACAAGGAGGAAAAACACUGCCAAAAUUAGAUACCACGCUUUCCUUGUUAAUAACGCGAGUGAAAGCUUUACAAGCGGAAUACAAUCAAUGGCAAAAAAGAACUCCUGAAAUAAUUUCUAACAAUCCAGAUGUACUGUUAGCAUUAGGAAAAGAAGAGUUGCAGAAAACAAAGAAUGAUCUUGAAAUGGUGCUGGCAACAGUUCAGUCAAAGAAUGAACAACUGGAAGAAGAUCUGAAAAGGUUUCAAAGAGAACAGCAGUGGCAGGAGGAACAGGAGCAGGUAGUAGCUGCUCUUAGUAGAAUUGAAGAAGAGAUGAAAACCCAAACUGAACAACUUUCCAGAAAAAGAGCACUUCAACAACUGCAAAAUAAAAUGUCGAAAGUAAAGUCGUAUAAGGAAGGACUCUCGAAUGCUCUGGGUGAAUUCCUAGGAGAACAUUUUCCCAUUCCAGAGAACGGUGGAAGUACUAAAAAGAAGAAGUCUUUUGAAAAGCCAGCUGUAGAACUGAUAACACUGCAUGAAAUUUUAGAGAUUCUUAUACACAAAUUAAUGAACACACCACAUGACCCUUAUGUAACAAUCAAUGACUCAUUUUGGCCACCUUAUAUUGAGCUGCUGCUGCGAUAUGGAAUUGCCCUGAGACAUCCAGAAGAUCCAAACAGAAUGCGCCUAGAAGCCUUUCACAUGUAGCGUGACCUAUGUGUUUAUUUUAAACCAGUACUCUGACUAGAGGGCUAAGACAUACUGAAGUUCUAUGAUAAGCUUUUUUGUAUCAGCAACCUCUUCUUCUUGUACGACUUGAUUAUUUUUUUUGUUUUAAUAAAGUUUAUAUUUUGUCAGAGGGUGAAAUACGAAGACAAACAUUUUUACUUUUAACUGCUCAGUUACAGUUGGCUUUGUUUUAUGGCAAGCGAUGCCAAGAUUUGCAGUGUGGAGGGUUUUUUCAGCUCCUUUAAUAAGAUGCAAAUUCAGGUGACAUUUAACAGUCCUUUUUACUUUAAAAAAAAAUCAUACGUUAUUCAUUACUUUUCUCAUAUGUUCCUUUCUUAGAUUGCUUUAACUCUUCUCCAUUUCCUUUAGUAUUUUUUUUGUACUCUGUAGAGGCAAAAUUUGUAAUAACUCAGCUCCUGCUGUACAUGGCCUUGUGAACAUUUUGAACUAACAGUAAAGUGUCAUCUCGAGAA
Aquila chrysaetos chrysaetos is the source of this 1508-nucleotide messenger RNA. It is a transcript of the gene CENPK, whose product is annotated as centromere protein K. The transcript has 10 exons. The record is from RefSeq and is a predicted model, not a curated record. NCBI's taxonomy places the organism in Eukaryota, Metazoa, Chordata, Aves, Accipitriformes, Accipitridae. Gene Ontology annotation, cellular component: nucleus. Gene Ontology annotation, biological process: mitotic sister chromatid segregation; kinetochore assembly. Bases 295 to 1014 code for a protein of 239 amino acids.